Molecule: messenger RNA, 3026 nt
Organism: Schistosoma mattheei
Lineage: Eukaryota; Metazoa; Platyhelminthes; Trematoda; Strigeidida; Schistosomatidae
Source: the annotation of a GenBank genome assembly
CUGAAGGUCGCUUAUGCCUUGAGAUGAUCGGUGGUGUGCCCGAUAGUUUAAGGUUGGUAGUUCAUGAUCUCAUCACAAAAAUCCUUACUACAAACCGAUGUGAAUCAUACUCAUCUGAUUCCGUGAAGCAGUUUUAUUCAUUUGGUGAGAAUUUGUUCACGUGUUCUUCCAAGCCAGCAUCAUUAUCAGAAGUAGAGGCUCAGCUGUUUUCGAUUCUGCAAAUAGAUGGAAGAGAUAUUGAUUCAGUUAAACUCAAACGCCUGCUGAGAAUCUUACAUAACUUGCCUUCUGUCAGACGAAAGGCAGAAAUUUUGGAGUUUUUCUACCAGCUUUCUAGCCACAAUUAUUAUCGACGAAAGGCUGAUAUCCCAUCUGUUUCUGAAAGCUUAUUUCGAAAUCCGAACUCUUUCAAUAAUGGAUCAAGUGGUUUCGUGUCUGAUUUAAUAUCUCACUCUUCCGUCCAACCGAAAUCCAAACCCCUACUCCAACUUAAUCUUAAUCGUCGUUUCCUUAGUCAGCGUAUCAAGAAUUCAUCACUACCCAAAGCUGCCAGUCGAACAACGGUUUCGGAAUCUGAUCUCCUACGUGAACUAGUAUUUGUACUAAAUGGUGUUGGAGGGAAUCUAAUUAAAUUUAAUCAUAUACAGGAUUCCUUCAGAUUAGUAUCAACUGCAAAUGUGGCUGUCGGUCAGCAAGAUUCAAUUCAUAGGAUAGCUGAAUGCGGAUGGUUACAUAAUAAAAUUAAACAAUUUGUAAGUCGUGCUCGAAAUGAUAGAUCUGCUGGGACUAUUGUACAAAGUUUUGCUUCUGGCUUACAUGAACACUUAACCGAGUAUUACCGUCUAGUCGCCACUUUAGAAUCACAACUGAAUCAAGAUAAACAUGAUUUCUCCGGAGAUCAUCAUACUAAUCAGUCUGAUCAAGGCACAGACUAUGGUAGAUCACUAGAAAAUAUUGCAAGUUUUAUGCAUGGUGAUGUUGGAGGCUUGGAUUCUCAUGCCGAUCGUACCAGUGAUCAUCAGUCAACCUCUUCGUUGUCUUUUGUCCAACCGUUGACAAUAACUCGGUUGGUUUUAUGGACUCAAGAGCCUCGGUUGAGACUACGAUUUCUAGCCAGCUUAUGUGAUGUUUGUCAUGGUUUAAGUGGUGGAGCAUUAGCAUCUGAAGUGUUUGCUUAUACACUUCAUGGCGAUCCUGAAGUAGCGUUGAUUAUGCGACAUUUAAUGUCCAAUAUUGCUUCCAGUUUGUUACAUUUUAUUAGUCAAUGGAUUUAUGAUGGUCAUCUAGACGAUCCAUAUCAAGAAUUCUUUGUUGAAUCAGAUACCUCAGUGAAAAUGGAUCGUUUAUGGUAUGAUAAAUAUAAUCUUCGGCAUAAUAUGAUUCCAAGAUUUAUCACUUCAAGCCAAGCAAAUAAGAUUCUUGUCACUGGUAAAUCGAUCAACUUUUUAAUUCAUGUUUGUGGCGAAAAACAAGGCAUUAAAAAUCGUGAAUCUAUUCGUCAUACACGUUUAAAAAAGGUUGAAUCCAUGUUUGAACAAGAUUUGGAUCAAUCAUUUGAUCAAAUGAUAUCUACUGUAUAUAAACAAACUAGUCAACAUUUAUUAGAAACAUUAAUAGGACGUUAUCAUUUUCUAGAUCAUUUAAGAGCUACAAGACAAUUUUUACUCUUAGGACAAGGGGAUUUUAUUCAACAUCUCAUGGAUUUGUUAGAUUCAAAUUUAAAUAAACCAUGUUCACAAAUACUACUUAGUCGAUUAAGUGGUAUAUUGGAGACAGCUAUACGCGAUACUAAUGCACAAUAUGAGCAACCGGAAAUUCUUCAACGCUUAGAUGUUCGUUUACUGGAUAUAUCAACAGGUCAAGAUACUGGAUGGGAUAUAUUUUCAUUGGAUUAUCAUGUCGAUGGUCCAUUGGCUACAAUAUUUACUGAUAAUUGUCGUUUUAUGUAUUUAUUUUCAUUUAAUUUUCUUUGGCGUGCUAAACGUAUGGAAUUUACAUUAAGCAAUUUAUGGAAACAACAAUUAUGUGCAACACGUUUAGGUUAUGGUCUACAAAUUGAUUUAUCAUUAGUAUUACAUUUAUUACAAUUAUUCGGUGCAGAAAUACGACAUUUUAUUCAACAGCUACAAUAUUAUAUUAAUUUUGAAGUUUUAGAAUGUGCCUGGGAAAAUCUUGUCAAACAAGUACAUUCCGCUCAAGAUUUAAGUGACGUUAUUAAAGCCCAUCAAGCGUUCUUAUCCAAUGUAUUUACAAGAUGUCUAUUAGAUGCUGAGUCACGUCAACUUCUUGGUCAAUUACGAGCGAUAUUUAAUUCAAUCUUAGAUUAUGCUCAGUUACAUCAAGAUUUUAAUAUAACUGCCAUGCAUGAGAAUGGUAUACGUGAAAAAUAUGCAUCUGAGGUACAACGCGCUGAACGGACUGGUCAUUGGGGUACUGAUCGAUUACGAGAAGAACAAGAGUCAUUUAGACGUAAAGAAUUUGUCGAUAGUAAACUUGCUCAUUUACAAGCUCGAAUUCGUAUUCAAGCUGCUGCAUAUCGUGCUAAUCUUAUCAAGUUCAUCGAUAUGUUGUCAAAUCAUACAGAUCCUAGUUUACGUUUAUUAGCAGAACAUAUAAAUUUCAAUGGACAUUAUUGUACUUCAACACCUGGUUCAUCUUGUACCACUAGUGGAUCAAUAACAUCCGGUUAUCCUUCACUAAUACAUCAUCAUCAAAAAUAUCAACCGACACAUCAUCAACAACAACGCAUACAAUCACUUUCAUCAACACCACCGCCUCUGCCAUCGUCAUCAACUCAACCUACAUCACAACAAGAAGAACAAAACAAGACUAAAUACAGUAAUAUAAUCAUCUUAAAAAGUGCAUUACCAUAUUCUGGUUCUGUAACACCAAGUUCACCAUCAUCAUCAUUAACAAUUGGUUCAAAACAAACAGAAUCCGGUGUAUCACAUUUAAGUGAUAUAGAAUGUAGAAAAAAUUCCAGUGCAUCUGAUGAAUAUAGAGAAUUCACUUUACAUCCGAAAUAG